Molecule: messenger RNA, 5426 nt
Organism: Pocillopora meandrina
Lineage: Eukaryota; Metazoa; Cnidaria; Anthozoa; Scleractinia; Pocilloporidae
Source: the annotation of a GenBank genome assembly
AUGGACGUUGAAACGUUUCUUCACAAUCUCCGUGCUCGGGUAUGUUGUACUAUCUGUAAAAACAUAUUCACGGACCCAAAACAGCUCCCGUGUCUCCAUGAUUUCUGUCUACAAUGCUUGGAACGUCGGCACGAAACAAGCCAUGGUCGAGACACAAUCAAAUGUCCGGAUUGCCAAGCUCUUAGCACAGUGCCCGAUAGUGGCGAUUUGAAAGAUCUACCGACCAGUUAUUAUCUGAACGGCUUGAUUGAUGUUUUAGCCAUUAAAGAGCGAAAAACCAGCCAAGUACGGUGUGGAAAUUGCGACAAGAAAAGCUCUCAGAGUUUUUAUUGUUUCCACUGUUGCAUUUUUUAUUGCCAAGAAUGCGUCAAUGGACACAACAUCCUUCGAAGCAACAAGGAUCAUCGUGUUCUGGCGCUCAAAGAUUUCCAAGACAAGGACUUUGAGGAUGUGUUGAAACGACCUUCUUUCUGUCCACAGAAGUGGCACGAGAAAGAAGAGCUGAAAUAUUUUUGCAAGAAAUGCGAGAUGGCAGUUUGCCAAACCUGUGUUGUGAUAGAUCAUGCAGGUCACGCUUUGGUGAGCAUAGAUGAAGAAGCUGAAAGAAGAAAGAUUGAAAUCGAAUCACUGCUUAAAGCACAGAAACGCAGUUUACAAGAAAAGAUGAACGCUCUUGAUAAAAUUGAUGAAGAAUGCGCUAAAAUAAUAAAACAUGGCGAAGACGUGAAAAGAGAUGUUCAAAAGUUUGUGGAUAAGUUAAUUGCAACUAUUGAAUCGAAGAAGGAAAAUAUCAUAGCGGCAGUAGAAAACGAAGCAAACGAAACUGUAAUGGCGCCAAAGAAGGAGAUGGAGAACCAGCUCGCCUCAUUGGAAUCAUCAUUAGAAAGAGCUGAGAAACUGUUAUCGCAGGGUGCUGAUAUCGAUGUCGUUCAACUGAGUCAAUUUAUGGAGUCCAUGCUCUUCGACGAGGCUGAUCAGUUACAGCCAGCAGACCGUGAUCUUGACAGGCUGUCUGCUAUGGUUUUCGUGGGAAAUGAAAGUUUAUUGGAAACUAUCAGCACCGAAGGAAUAGGAACAUUGCAAUCAUGAAAACAACACCAAACAUUACGACAGUCUGUCGCUAGAAUAAAACAAAGCGUUAACAACAAGGCUUGUUAUUUGGCCAUGCGAUUUUUUUGUCCGGGAUAUUCUUAUUUGUAGUUACGGAAAUCUCAGCGAAACAUUUCCCCCGUUCGAUAGCAAGUAUAUGAAUAGGUCUGAUUGUUAGAGAUUCGAUUGAAUUGGUUUAUUAUGAUCACGUUUCGUUUACACGUUUCGUGCAUGUUCUAGUUGGCCAUCUAUACAGUGUUUUGAUGUACAGGCAACUAUUUUCGCAGUUCUCUUGUGGUGUUAAAUACAUUUAGCUUGUUUAUUCCUACCAUGAUUAUCAUUAUUGACCAUUAAUAGUUUGCGUGACGUUCAAAGGAGGAGAGUUUGUACUAAGAAGGGUGUUAAAAGGCAAAAUAUUGCGAAACUAAACUCCUCCAGGUCGGGUUUUAUUUUCUAUGCAAAUAUAUUUUUUGUCGUAUUGCAACAUAAUCCAAUAUAUUUUAGCUUAGGCCAUUCCCACGAGAUGUUUCGUUUCCUAUCGCCCUACCGAACCACUGUACAUUUGAAAAAGCUGAAGAAAGCUAUUAACUUUCGAGAUACCUUCUCUAGCCAGUGUAAAUUUCAUUUUCAACUUAAUUAACACUGAAUGUCAAAUUCAUCGUAAAGGAGAUGAGCACGCAAGACUUUCUUCUAAAUAAACAUUAUUUACGUCUAAUUUCCAGUUUGCAUAUUUUACAGGGGAUGUUAGAGUUACGAAAAUAGUGAGAAAAAUAAUGCCUUAUUUUGGUCAAAUAUGAGUUUAUGUCUUAGCAUUAUUUUGUGGGUUACCGAGAACAAUUUCGCCAUUUCACAUGUCAGUGGACAAAUUUUAAUCGCCUUGGACCUCGGUUAGGGAGCUCAUCGACCUCACAGCGGCUUUGGCUUAAAAAACCCUCAGUUCAUCUCUUGGAUUAACUGAUCGUGCUUUCAGGAACAAAAAUUAAACAAAUGCUGAGUUUUAUCAUCGGAUUCACCUCAGUUAAACUUCUACGGCUUUUCAGGGGCCGGAGCCGGGUCUGCCGUCUGUUUUCUUCAUUUUAAGGUGAUUCCUCAGGAAAAAUAGUUAACGAACACUCGAUCGGGCGCUAAUCACGCGCAUCAUUGCAUCGGUUCACGGUAAUUUUUGCGGUGGCUGGAAGAAAGGGUUUUUAAAGUAACACUUGAAAAUAACUUGAUUGGUUGAAAGUCUCGAGUGUACGAAACAAUUAAUGUAUAAUUUGUGGAGAAAUCACGCAAUUUUAGACGACAUCGAUACAAAAAGUUCGGCUCGUUGCUUUCAAUCAUAAUUUGCAUUCUUCGAGUAAUGGGCUUCGCACACGCUUUUGGCUAUAUCCAUUUCCCCUUCAAGUUGGAUUUUUACUCACUCAAUUCAAAGGGGAUGAUUUGUUCAACAAAUUUAUGCGAUAAAAAAUAUGGUUGAUCAUCCUCGCGGAAGAGCUGAAGACCAUUGUACCUGGUCCAUUGAUUGAAAAACAAUACCUUGUUCUGGGAAUGCACGGAAGGGUCUUCGCCUGAUUACGUGAUUUUCAUGCGCAGUUAAGGAUGCGUAAUACAAUACGAGCAAUCAUAUUUUCGUUCCAGAUAAUUUUCAGUUUCAUUCAGCAAGAAUUAAUGCUUAUAGCAGGGUCAUGAGGAUCAGGCGAGACAAUUUGAUUGACGUACAAGCUUUAAAAACAACAGAUUAGGUUAGCGCUGAUUCCAAGAAUUGCUGAUUAACCCUUUAGCUCCCAAGAUUUGAUUGUCAAUUCUCCCCUCUAGCUGCAACACAUUUCCUUGUAAAGUAGUUACGAGAAUUUAAUGUUUCAUCUAGAUGACAACUUCAACCUGAUAAGUCUGAGUAUUCUCAUUACCUUUUCGCUUGAUAAUAUAUGGAUAUUAUGGGGAGAAUUUGCGUGUUAAUCACUUCUGGGAGUAGAAGGGCUAAAAAAAAACUCUCCAGGCUUCAUGGUUUCAAAUUGACUGAUUCCUCGAAAACACUACUUUGCACACUGGCGUCUAAAAACGACAUGGAUAUCAAAACGUUGCUUCAUAACCUUCGCGAAGAAGUUUCGUGUUCAGUCUGUACUACCAUAUUCACGGAUCCGAAACAGCUCCAAUGUUUACACAGUUUCUGCCUGAAGUGCUUGAAGCAAUGGCACAGAACAAGUCAUGGCCGAGACACAAUCAGAUGUCCGAAAUGCCAAGUUUUCAACAAAUUGCCGGAAAGUGGCGAUCUGAAAGAUCUACCAACCAGUUUUUACCUGAACGGCCUGAUUGAUGUAUUAGCCAUUAAAGAAUGUGAAAACAGUCAAGUACAGUGUGGAAAUUGCGACAAGAAAAGCUCCGAAACAUCUUAUUGUUUCCAGUGUUGCAUAUUUUAUUGCCAACAAUGCGUUAUUGGACACAACAUCAUGCGAAACAACAAUGAUCACCGUGUUCUCGCGCUUAAAGAUUUUCAAGAAAAGGACUUUGAGGAUGUGUUAAAACGACCGUCGUUUUGCACAAAGCAGCGACACGAGAAAGAAGAGCUGAAAUAUUUUUGCAAAAAUUGCGACGCGGCAGUUUGUCAAACUUGUGUUUUGAUGGACCACGCAGGUCACACCUUGGAACACUUGGAAGAAGAAGCUGAGAGGCAAAAGAUUGAAGUCAAAUCACUGACUGAAGAACAGAAACGCAAUUUACAAGCAAAGAUGAACACUGUUGGUCAGCUCGAAGAGGAAUACGCUCGAUUGAUUCAACAAGGCGAAGACGCGAAAAGAAAUGUUCAUAGAUUUGUCGAAGAUGUGAUCGCAGUCUUUCAAGCCAAGAGGGAAAAUAUCAUUGCAAAGGUUGAAAGCCAAACAAAAGCAUCCCUUCAAGCUUUAACAGCUGAGAAAACGGAGACUGAGAGUCAAAUAAAGAGCAUUGAAUCAACGCUGGCAAAAACCAACGAGCUUUUGACGAUAAGUACAGACGUUGAUGUCGUUCAACUAAAGAAGUCAUUGUGCGCGAUCAUUGCGACUAAAAAUGAAAACCAACCAAUUAAGCGUGACCCGAAUAAAUUUCCUGCUGCGGUUUUCAUGGAAAAUCGAAAGGUGCUGGAUACCGUCAACUGCGAAGAAAUUGGAAGUGUAAUAAGUGCAUACGACAAAACGGAAGCAGGAAUGUCUGUUACGGAGGGCAAAGAACUGAGCGAAGCUUUUGUAGGACGCGAGGUAGAGUUUGUUUUGGUCACGAAAAACGCUCAAGGACAGCAAUGUUAUUUUAAACAUGACAAUGUAACAGUAGAGAUCGCUGACGAAAGACAUUUAAAAUGUGCCACAGACGUGCGAAUAAACAACAAUGAAGACGGACACUAUGAGAUCAGCUACUUUCCAAGAGAUUCAGGCAGAUUCAAGGUGACAGUCAAAGUAAAUGGAGAACAAACCCUCGGAAAUCCUCUGAUUGUGCAGGUAGAACAGUUUCAGUUAAUACCAAUUUCAACUUUUGGAACUUUCGGCUUGGAUGUUGGAAUGUUACAUAAGCCUAGUGGUUUGGCAGUAAGUGCUGGUGAUGAGAUAGCUGUAGCCGAUUCUUUGAACCACAGAGUUCAAAUCUUUAACGCUGAUGGACUUUUUUUAAGAUCUUUUGGUCGACAAGGUUACGGAAUGGGAGAGCUUAACACACCAAAAGGAAUUACAUUUCACAAAAAUGGGAAUAUUUUUGUGGCAGACAGAGAUAACCAUAGAGUCCAGAUUUUCAGUGGGGAGGGUGAAUUCCUGAGAAAAUUUGGUGGAGAAGGAAGCCUCGAUGCUCAGCUCCUUUAUCCCCGCGGUUUAUCAGUAGAUAGUGAUGGUAAUAUUCUUGUUUCUGAUGUAGGUAACAAGCUAAUCAAAAUCUUUUCUCCUGAAGGAGAGUUUUUAAGAAAGUUUGGUGGGCACGGCUCUUUAAAUUUUCCUGUCCACUGCGUUCAAUAUGAUAGAUAUCUCAUAGUGUCAGACAAGGGCGACCAUUGUAUUAAAGUAUUUGACCAGAAUGGAACCUUUCAGUACAAGUUUGGAAAGCAGGGGGGAGGGGACGGGGAGUUUCAAGAUCCCUUCGGUUUGUUUGUGAACAAGUCAGGACACCUGAUAGUCUGCGAUGCACGUAAUCACAGAGUGCAGGUGUUUGAAUUGAGUGGAAAGUUCGUUGGUAAAUUUGGAACAAAAGGCACUGGUCCUGGAGAAUUAAAUACUCCAAGAUCGAUUUCAGUGCUAAAUGAUGGCCGCAUUAUUUUGUGUGAGCUGAGAAAUAAUCGCUUUCAGCUACUCACGUUUGGAGACAAAACUCCAGCUGCCUCAAGCAGAGAUGACUCGGUCUGA